GCCGCCGGUCGCUCUCCCCUUCCUCCGAAGCUUCGUGAAGCUUCCGGAAGGCUGCGGCCGGCUCCUUCCGCCGCGCCGCCCCCAUCCCCCCGGCUUCCGGCUGCCGCAUCCCGUCUCUCCGGCCUCCCGCUGUUCUCCGCGGAGCGCCGCAAUGUCCUUGCUGUGCUACAACCGGGGCUGCGGCCAGCGCUUCGACCCCGAGACCAACACGGAGGAUUCAUGCACGUAUCAUCCAGGUGUGCCAGUCUUUCACGAUGCUCUCAAAGGUUGGUCAUGCUGUAAGAGGAGAACAACAGACUUCUCUGACUUCUUAAGCAUUGUGGGCUGUACAAAGGGCCUCCAUAAUAGUGAGAAACCCCCUGAGCCUGUUAAACCAGAUGUCAAAAGUACCACUGAGCGAAAGGAGCUAGCUGAACUGAAACCCAAAUUUCAGGAACACAUCAUUCAAGCACCAAAACCACUGGAAACAAUUAAAAGACCAAGCCCAGAUGAGCCAAUGACAAAUUUGCAGCUGAAAGUGUCAGCUUCCUUGAAGCAAGCACUAGAUAAACUGAAACUCUCAUCAGAAAAUGAAGAGAAAAAAGAGGAGGACAGUGAUGAGAUCAAGAUUGGGACGCCAUGUAAAAAUGCAGGCUGUUCAAAAACAUACCAGGGACCACACAGCACUGAAGAAUUAUGUCGGUACCAUUCUGGCGUGCCUAUAUUUCAUGAAGGGAUGAAGUAUUGGAGCUGCUGUAAAAGGAAAACAUCUGACUUCAAUACGUUUUUAGCUCAAGAAGGAUGCACAACAGGAACACAUGUAUGGACUAAAAAGGAUGCGGGAAAGAAAGUAGUUCCAUGCAGGCAUGAUUGGCAUCAGACUGGAGGAGAAGUGACUGUUUCUAUAUACGCAAAGAACUCUGUUCCUGAUCUGAGCUACGUAGAAGCAAAUAGCACAAUGUUAAAUAUCCAUAUUGUAUUUGAAGGAGAAAAGGAAUUUCAUCGCAAUGUGAAAUUAUGGGGAGUAAUUGAUGUAAAGAGGAGUUACGUGAACAUGACGGCUACAAAGAUUGAGGUUACUAUGCGAAAAGCAGAGCCUCUAUUAUGGGCAAGUCUUGAAUUACCGGUAUCCAACACCCAACAACAAAAUGAGAAUUCAGAUCAAUAAUAAUUCCAAGAGAUGAGAUUUCCUAUUGUGAAGUGGUGACUUGCUACUGUAAUCGAGUAUUUAAUUUUUAUAUAGAUAUUUUUAAUGUUAGAUCUUGUUCCAUUCUACAACGAAGUUCUAACGCACAGCAAAUGAAAGUGUCAACUCUAAGAGUAAUAGCUAUUUCUUCUGCUCUUGCUCCCAUGAGUAUAUUUAUUCUAGUUGGAGUGACUCCAUGAGGAUUUAAAAUAAAAGAGCUAUUGCCCUCUGCUGACAACCUUACCUACUAUGCACUGACCAUCCAAACAGGUGUGCUGUCAGUCCGCAGUGUGUGUUAAUUUUUCAAGUGUUGUGUUUAGACUGGGCCUCUUUGGUAGUACACAUUAGAAUCAGCACUCUUUGUUAAGAAGCAUACAAUAUUAAAGGGAAAAAAACGAGUUUUUGAAGUGAUGAAUGUGCAAUUCCACAUCUAAAUUAAAAAGACACAUGAAAAUAAAUGUUAAAGAGCACUUGUAGACAUCUGUUUUUGUCUGCUGGAACUAAUGUUUUUUUUCAAUACCUGUUGGCUGUAAAGGGAUGGAAUAAAAGGUAUUUUGAUAAGAGUUUCAGUA
Messenger RNA from Numida meleagris (helmeted guineafowl), 1737 nucleotides. It is a transcript of the gene CHORDC1, whose product is annotated as cysteine and histidine rich domain containing 1. The coding region runs from base 152 to 1147 and encodes 331 amino acids. The record is from RefSeq and is a predicted model, not a curated record. The transcript is spliced from 11 exons. NCBI's taxonomy places the organism in Eukaryota, Metazoa, Chordata, Aves, Galliformes, Numididae.